This is a messenger RNA of Onychomys torridus (southern grasshopper mouse), 1698 nucleotides long. Its product is annotated as speckle-type POZ protein-like. The record is from RefSeq and is a predicted model, not a curated record. Gene Ontology annotation, molecular function: ubiquitin protein ligase binding. Gene Ontology annotation, cellular component: nucleus; cytoplasm. NCBI's taxonomy places the organism in Eukaryota, Metazoa, Chordata, Mammalia, Rodentia, Cricetidae. Gene Ontology annotation, biological process: proteasome-mediated ubiquitin-dependent protein catabolic process; regulation of proteolysis.
AUGGCAAGAGCUGAGAUAGCCCAGAGAUGGGACCACACAGAAAUCAGUGUUCAGGAUUUCUCCUAUAGGUGGACCAUCAGCAACUUCCCUGUUAUCGCUGAGGAAAUGCUGCAAAGCAUUAGAAGCCCAACUUUCUCAAUAGGAGCCCAUGACAAAUGGUGUUUGAGAGUAAACCCGAAUAGAGUGGAUGAAGAAAGUGCAGAUCACCUGUCAGUUUACCUAGUGUUGCUCAGCUGUCUAAAGAGUCAUAUUUGGGCAAAGUUCCGGUUCUGGAUCAUAAGUGCCGAAGGAGAGAAAACGAAAGUCAAGAAGAGCCCAAGAGCCUUUUAUGUUCUUGACAGGCCAGGACUGCGGUUACAAACAAUUCCUUCUUUGAUAUUUUUUCUUUUGUCUUAUGCAUUUUGGCUUCUCCCAGACGACCAGCUCACCCUUGUCUGCAAGGUGAGCAUGGUCCAGGGCUCUUUGAGCCUCUGUGACCAUAACAAGAAGCCGGGCAUUCUGGUUCCCAGAUGCACAUUGGCAGAUGACCUAGGAGAGCUGAGGGAAAAAUCCCAAUUCACUGACUGCUGCCUAGUGGUAGCUGGCCAGGAAUUCUGAUCUCACAAGGCCAUCUUAGCAGCUCGCUCUCCAGAUAUCAGAGCCAUGUUUCAACAUGACAUGGAGGAGAACAGAAAGAAUUGCGUUGAGAUGCCUCACCUGGAGCCACAAGUCUUCAAGGUAAUGAUCGACUUCAUUUACACGAGAACAGCACCAGACUUGGAUAGAUUGGCAGCUGCUGUGCUGGCAGCUGCUGACAAGUAUGGUCUGGAGCAUUUGAAGAUAUUGUGUGAGGAUGCCCUCUUCAGGGACCUCUCUGUGGAGAAUGCUGCCCACACUCUCUUCCUGGCUGACCUCCACAGCUCAGGGCAGCUGAAAACCCAGACACUGGAUUUCAUUACAGCCCAUGCUUCUGAGGUCUCGAAGACCUACUGGAAGACAAUAGUGGGCUCAUAUCUACACUUAGUGGUUGAAGCUUACGGUUCCCUGUCGGCUCACUGUCCUUUCCUGGAGCAGAAAGUGAUCUCUGGUAUGAUGGGUUCAUCCUUCUCUGCAAGAGCCAUGUUUCAACAUGACAUGAAGGAGAGCAAAAGUAGCCUCAUUGAGCUACAUGACCUGGAGCCACAAGUCAUUAAGAAAAUGAUGGACUUCAUUUACACUGGAAAGGCACCAGACCUGGACAGCAUGGCAGAUGCUGUGCUGAUAGCUGCUGACAAGUAUGGUCUGGAGCUUUUGAAGACCAGCAGGCAUAAAAAGCGGGUACACUGUGGCUCCAUCCUCAAUGCCAAAGAGCUGUAUGAAGAUGCCCAAAUGGCUCAGAAGGUGAAGCAGUACCUGUCCAACCUAGAGCUGGGUAUGGAUGAGGAGAGGCUCCGGACACUGUCGCUUCAGUGUGAGCCAGCAACCAGCACCUUAUAUUCAGAAGAUGGACAAGUGUCGGUGGUUUGGGGUGGUGCAGGCUUCUUGAUCCACCUAGCAAACCACCUAAAGGAGAGCACAAGAAGACAUCUGAAGCAUUGGAGCUUUGGCAAGCACAUCCAGAGGAUGGUGGACCAGUUUGCCUUGUUCGCUGCCUUAAAGCAUGUAGAGGCUAUGAAGAUUUUACCAGAGUACAAGGCUCCCUUCCCUCGACCUGCCAUCGAUAUCUUUAAUCUGUAUUAA